Cornus florida is the source of this 1626-nucleotide messenger RNA. Its product is annotated as 11S globulin seed storage protein 1-like. The record is from RefSeq and is a predicted model, not a curated record. The transcript is spliced from 4 exons. Bases 1 to 1416 code for a protein of 471 amino acids. NCBI's taxonomy places the organism in Eukaryota, Viridiplantae, Streptophyta, Magnoliopsida, Cornales, Cornaceae. Gene Ontology annotation, molecular function: nutrient reservoir activity.
AUGUCCAUGGCCAACUCUUCUUUGCUCUCCAUCAUUCUCUGCCUUCUCCUUCUAGGCCACGACAGCCUAGCCCAACGCCAAUCUUCUCGAUCACAGCAACAACAACAGAACGAAUGCCGUGUCCAAAACCUCAAUCCGCUGGAACCAGCUCGCCGCAUCCAGCACGAGGCAGGCGUUUCGGAAGAAUGGGACCAGAACAAUGACCAGUUGCAGUGUGCCGGCGUGGCAGCAACUCGUCAUCUUAUUGAGCCAAGAGGCUUACUCUUGCCGUCCUUCAACAAUGCUCCCAUGCUAGUCUAUGUUCUUCAAGGUCAAGGUUUACUCGGCACCAUGAUUCCUGGCUGCCCAGAAACCUACCAAUCUUUCCAGCAAUCUCAGGAAGGAAGAACAUCUCAGAGGUCAAGGGACCAGCACCAAAAGGUCCGACGUAUCCGCCAAGGAGAUAUCAUUGCCUUGCCGGCUGGAAUAGCCCAUUGGUCCUACAAUGACGGCAACAACCAACUUGUUCUCGUGGUAGUUCAUGACACCAACAACAAUGCCAACCAGCUUGAUCAGAGACUCAGGAGGUUCUUCCUUGCCGGAAACCAACAAGAGCAACAAUCAAGAAGCUUGUACGGCCAACAACAACACUUCGGCAAUAAUAUUUUCCAAGCUUUUAAUGCAGAGAUUCUGGCCGAGGCUUUCAAUGUAGACCCUGAUACUGCAAGGAAGCUACAGAACCAGAACGAUAGGAGAGGAAACAUCGUGAGGGUCGAAAAAGGGCUUAAAUUGAUAAGGCCAAGGUUUGAAGAAGAACAAGAAGAAGAAAGAAGAGAAGAAAGGGAAAGAGGGAGAUACAAUGGCUUGGAGGAGACCAUUUGCAGCAUGAGGCUCCAUGAGAACAUUGCUAACCCAGAGCGCGCCGAUGUGUACUCAGCUCGUGGUGGUCGCAUAAGCACUGUCAACAGCCACAACCUUCCCAUUUUGAGACAUCUCCAACUUAGCGCUGAGAGAGGAAAUCUAUAUAGGAAUGCUUUGGUAGCACCUCAUUGGAACAUAAAUGCGCACAGUGUGCUGUACGUGAUAAGGGGAAAUGCCCGGGUUCAGAUUGUCGGGAACUCUCAGAGGCCCGCCUUUGACGGAGAAGUACGUGCUGGUCAGCUGCUGAUUGUUCCACAGAACUUUGCUGUAGUGAAGAAAGCUGGGAACCAAGGCUUUGAAUGGAUUUCAUUCAAGACCAAUGAUCUUGCAAAGACCAGUCCUCUAGCUGGAAGGACAUCGGUUAUCCGGGCAUUGCCAGAGGAUGUCCUAGUCCAUGCCUAUCAGGUUUCAAGAGAUGAAGCAAGGAGGUUGAAGCAUAACAGAGAGGAGGUGACUGUCUUUAGUCCGAGGUCUACCUCUCAAGAAAGGCAUUCUGCUUGGGCCAUUGUGGAAUAAGCUGUUUGGUGUGAGAGUUUUUUUUAUGUAUGAGAGAAAAGCUACGUGUACUAAUUAAGAAGUAGCUAGGUAUGUAUGUCUGAGAAAUAAAACUGUACUAGGAGGCUUUUGUUGGGAGGGUUUUCCAAUCUACAUAAGAGUCAUCCUUUAAAAUGUUAUGGAUCUUUCAUAGAUUGUGUAUCUAAUAUAUAUUAGAUCUCUACGUGUGUA